GCCCCGCCGCCCCGCGCCCGCAGCGGCCGCGCCCAGCCCCGCGACCACAGCUCCACAAAGACCCCGGGCCGAGACUCUCCCCGCGGACCGGUUCCAGGCACAUCCAUCAUGUCCUUCGGCAGAGACAUGGAGCUGGAGCACUUUGAUGAGCGGGACAAGGCGCAGAGGUACAGCCGGGGGUCGAGGGUGAACGGCCUGCCCAGCCCCACGCACAGCGCCCACUGCAGCUUCUACCGCACCCGCACGCUGCAGACGCUCAGCUCCGAGAAGAAGGCCAAGAAGGUCCGCUUCUACCGGAACGGAGACCGCUACUUCAAAGGGAUUGUGUAUGCCAUCUCUCCAGACCGCUUCCGAUCCUUCGAGGCCCUGCUGGCUGAUUUGACCCGAACUCUGUCGGAUAAUGUGAAUUUGCCCCAGGGAGUGAGAACCAUCUACACCAUUGAUGGGCUCAGGAAGAUCUCCAGCCUGGACCAACUGGUGGAAGGAGAGAGCUAUGUGUGCGGCUCAAUAGAGCCCUUCAAGAAGCUGGAGUACACCAAGAACGUGAACCCCAACUGGUCGGUGAAUGUCAAGACCACCUCAGCUUCCCGGGCAGUGUCUUCACUGGCCACUGCCAAAGGGAGUCCUUCAGAGGUGCGGGAGAACAAGGAUUUCAUCCGACCCAAACUAGUCACCAUCAUCAGAAGUGGGGUGAAGCCACGCAAAGCAGUCAGGAUCUUGCUGAACAAGAAAACAGCCCAUUCCUUUGAGCAAGUGCUCACCGACAUAACCGACGCCAUCAAGCUGGACUCGGGGGUGGUGAAACGCCUGUACACCUUGGAUGGGAAGCAGGUGAUGUGCCUUCAGGACUUUUUUGGUGACGAUGACAUUUUUAUUGCAUGUGGACCGGAGAAGUUCCGUUACCAGGAUGAUUUCUUGCUAGAUGAAAGUGAAUGUCGCGUGGUGAAGUCCACUUCUUACACCAAAAUAGCUUCAUCGUCCCGCAGGAGCACCACCAAGAGUCCAGGGCCUUCCCGGCGCAGCAAAUCCCCGGCCUCCACCAGCUCAGUUAAUGGAACCCCUGGUAGUCAGCUCUCUACUCCACGCUCGGGCAAGUCGCCAAGUCCAUCACCCACCAGCCCAGGAAGCCUGCGGAAGCAGAGGAGCUCUCAGCAUGGCGGCUCCUCUACCUCACUGGCGUCUACCAAAGUCUGCAGCUCAAUGGAUGAGAACGAAGGCCCUGGGGAAGAAGUGUCCGAGGAAGGCUUCCAGAUUCCAGCCACAAUAGCAGAGCGAUAUAAAGUCGGGAGGACAAUAGGAGACGGAAAUUUUGCUGUUGUCAAGGAAUGUGUAGAAAGGUCUACAGCUAGGGAGUAUGCUCUGAAAAUUAUCAAGAAAAGUAAAUGUCGUGGCAAAGAGCACAUGAUCCAGAAUGAGGUGUCGAUUCUACGGAGAGUGAAGCACCCCAACAUUGUUCUUCUGAUUGAGGAGAUGGAUGUGCCGACUGAGCUCUACCUUGUCAUGGAGUUAGUAAAGGGUGGAGACCUCUUUGAUGCUAUUACCUCCACUAACAAAUACACGGAGCGGGACGCUAGCGGGAUGCUCUACAACCUGGCCAGUGCCAUCAAAUACCUGCACAGUCUGAACAUUGUCCACCGUGACAUCAAGCCAGAGAACCUGCUGGUAUAUGAGCACCAGGAUGGCAGCAAGUCUCUGAAGCUGGGUGACUUUGGACUGGCCACCAUUGUCGAUGGCCCCCUAUACACAGUCUGUGGCACCCCAACAUACGUGGCUCCAGAGAUCAUUGCAGAGACUGGAUAUGGCCUCAAGGUGGACAUCUGGGCAGCUGGUGUAAUCACUUACAUCCUGCUGUGCGGUUUCCCUCCGUUCCGUGGAAGUGGCGAUGACCAGGAAGUGCUUUUUGAUCAGAUCUUGAUGGGGCAAGUGGACUUUCCUUCUCCAUACUGGGACAAUGUGUCUGACUCUGCCAAGGAGCUUAUUACCAUGAUGCUGCUCGUUAAUGUGGAUCAGCGGUUCUCAGCUGUGCAGGUCCUUGAGCACCCCUGGGUCAAUGAUGAUGGCCUCCCAGAAAAUGAGCAUCAGCUGUCGGUGGCCGGGAAGAUCAAGAAGCACUUCAACACGGGCCCCAAGCCGAGCAGCACGGCUGCCGGAGUUUCUGUGAUAGCACUGGACCACGGGUUUACCAUCAAGAGAUCAGGGUCUUUGGACUACUACCAACAACCAGGAAUGUAUUGGAUAAGACCACCGCUCUUGAUAAGGAGAGGCAGGUUUUCAGACGAAGACGCAACCCGGAUGUGAGGAGCCGGUACAAGGCCCAGCCAGCUCCACCGGAACUCAACUCGGAAUCAGAAGACUGCUCCCCCAGCUCCUCCGAGACUGUUCGCUCCCCCAACUCGCCCUUUUAAUAAGACCCUUUUACUCAAAGUCCUAGCUUAACCCUUUGAGACUCUGAGAAUUUUCCCCCCCAAAAUUUCUGUAAAACAGUUUCAUCUGAUCUAUCUAGCUCUCGAUGCUUGAAUGGCAGAACAGAAAGUAUGUUUUGGGUCCCUUUUCCUUUACCGAAUGAGAUGGCAUAUGGUGGUUGAGAAGAUGGUAAUUUGCUGCUAAUAGGGUCCUCAAAGGGUUAAGGCUGAUUUUCCAUUUUUAACUAUAGAAAUAAUGAAUGUUUUCAUCAGUCAAGCUAAGUUCUGCAGUAUAUAAUGUAGCACAUGUUAGCCCUCUGCGUGCAUAGAUGGCCCGAGAAUCCUUGUUGGGGAAAUUUUUUUCAGGCCUUUGGAUAUAAUCAUACACACACACACACACACACUUCUUGAUUUGCAGAUCAAGGGUUGUUAUUAAGAUACUAAAACAUGCAGACAAGAAGAGCAUCAAGAAUGAUAGCUUGCUUGUCCUCUUCCGCAGGUUGAGAACAUGACAGGUUUAUAACUUCAGCACACACACCCUUUCUCCUCCCAGGCCAAUGAAGAGACGGAAUUCUUUUCCUAAACAGUAAGCCAGCCUGUUGCAAUGAGUCCUCCAUCUAAAGUGGGAGGACAUAGAUUUUGUGGCAGUGUGACCCAAGAAAUGGACAGUGUCCCUUCUCCAAAACUGUCUCAUACUAAAAUGCGCUAGUGAGGUCCCUGACAAUGUUGCUUCCACAUCAGCUGCGGCUGAUGCCGGCGCACACCCUCCACGGAUCACUGGGGCUCACCUUGUGCUCGAUGGGUGGGGUGUGGCUGCUGGGAUCCACCGUGAACUACAGGAAAGAAACACGUGAUGAAAAAGAGCAAUAAAUUGCCAGGUGCUUUACAGGGCUGGAAUUUCAAACACAAGGGGAAGCAAGAGCCUGGGGUUUUCCUCGCCUGCUUUUCUCGUGAUACUGGGGUCCUCAGUGUAAACCCUGCACCAGUGUAAAGUCCAUACAUUGGAGAGCUGGGAAACAAGGCAGCUGUGCAGGGUGGCCGAGGUAGAAAGCACAGUGGGAAUGUCACCUAAGAUGUUCUCAGAAUGAAGUUUAAGAAAACACACCAAUUCCAUUAGGUUACCUACAAGUCUCCCAGGAAAAGCAAGAAAAGCAAGAAUACGAUGCUUGGAAGACACCUCUGAGAAUAAGACUGUCAUUCCCUAAAAUAAUUUUUUUUUUUUUUUUUUACUGCCCUUCUUUCUCUAGCUGUCCAGUAUGGGGUGGGGGAUAUUGUUUUUCUAGUUUGGGGCCAAGUUUUGACUGAGACGGUAUUUUAACUCAUGUUACCAAAUCUGUCUCCCUAGGCCUACAUCUCCAGUUUCUUUGGGAGCAUAUCACAUUUCAGAAUGUAGGCUUCCUGUUCACUGUGGCCAUGUUCGGAAAGAACACGGGGGUGGGCUGGAGGCAGAGGCCCAACUCAUCUGUCACUCCAAUGUUGUCUUAGCUUUGCGAUCUGGGAGACAACAGUGAAUGAUAUCUCAUAAUUUGCAUCUGGACGGCUGAACAGUAGUUACUUUCUCAAUUUUGGAUGGAUUUUAAUAUCUUGGGAUUCCUGAGCAACCUUUCUACAGCCAGUUCUCUGUUUUCAAACUCUGCACUGAUCUUCAACGGCUGCUCUCUAGUCUUCGGUCCCUGAGUGAUGUGCUACGUGCACGUAGAUUUUUUUCAGUCACUGCAAGCACAUUUUCUGCUCUUCGAAAUCUAAAUAUAACAUUUAUUAACGUUGUUGAGUUAAAUGUGUUGAAUUUGGUGUUUGGGAGGUAGAGGUGGGUACAAAACACUAGGAAGGAUACUGGCAGAGUCCAUAUUAGUAAAAGACAAUGAACUAGUCAGAAAUUACUGCUUUUCUCUGGAAUCAUGAAAAAAAAAAAGCACUUUCCUAAGAUUGAGGAAAAGCUUCAACUCGACAUAUGUAUGUGACUACUAAGAUUCCUAUGGUCAGAAAUCUACUUGCCCCUCUGUCUGUGGAUUAGUUCUCCCCUGGGCAUGAGCAUGUUGCUAGAGCCAGGUUUCAAGAGCACAGUGCAGGACUCACUCCAACCUUUCUCCAUGGACAUCGAGCAGAACGUGGGAGCGUUGUGGAGAGGCCAAGUCCAUUCUGAAUGAGGAUCCCAGUGCAUCGCUGUAGAAUUCCAGUGACCUAUGCUGAAUCCACAGUGGAAUGUGGCCUGUCAAAUAGAAAUAUUGAGCAAUCAGAUGGAAUGCAGUCUUUCCAGCAUGAAGCUGCUAAGACCUUGAAUGUCGGAGAUGGAUUCGGAGGGUUAACGGACAAGCACAAGGCAUGCUGAUGACAUUGGUGUACCCAGAUUGCUUUGCUUUUAGCCAGUGUUUUCGAUGUUUUUUUUUUCUUUUUUCUUUUUUUCUAUCAACAUGCUCAGGAUAGUUCCAGUUUGAAAUAAUUAAGUGGUGGUGUUCUUCACAAAAUUUCCAUUGCCAAAUUGAUUUUAUUUCUUAUUUCAUUUAACAUAGGAAAAAUAUGUACCAUUAUAACCAUUGUAUCUCUGUAAUUAUUAAUUUAACCAUCGCCACUCUUAUGGUAGUGGCUCCAUAAUGGAAACUGUCCUUCCUUUACACAUAACCAGCCCUCUGGUAUUCUUUGAGGGAAUUUGAUUUAUCUUUUUGGUUGGGUAAUAGGCUAGUUGAAAAAGAAUCCUUGAUGGCAUCAUAUAGACUGUUUUUGUGGAUGAGCGCUGUUCAUGUUUAUGAACACAUUUUUUUUUCUCAGUAUGGUAGCAAAAACUAUUUUCUUUGCCAUGAUCAACAAAUAUGUGACUUAUUACACAUCUUCACAAAGAGCAGUAAGACUUCAGUCAUUGACAGCGUUUUUAUCAUAGCCUUCAUCUAACUUACUCUUGGUGCAUAUUAAAAUAAGCAGAGGAAAAAAAUGUGAAUAAACUGCUGAAAACACUUGGUGUUUUGUAUUCAGUGAGACUCUGGUACAACCUGCUUAGCACUCCCAUGAGUGGUGGUUAAAAGGCCUGUCAGAUAUUGUUAAAAGAAAGUAAUAUAUCCAUGAAUGAAGGCUAAAAUUGCAAUCCUUUACCCUUUGAGGCAUAUUUCAGUUAAAGAAAAAAGAAGAAAAGAAUAAUUGACUUAGAGGGUCACAAAGCUACCGUAUGACCAGGACUCAAGCACGUUAAAUCAUGGCUGCUUGCUGGCCGAUGGCAUCUGUUCGACAACUCUAUCCCAGUGCUGAAGCACACGUGAGCUGAGGGACAGCUUUCUUAAUAUUAUUGUGUUGCCCCUCGCCCUUCUCAGGGUAAGGAUCUGUCAGCAUUUCCAUGAUAAACUCCUAUUCUCCAAGGCUUUUAAUUUAACCAUAAAAAUAUGCCCCAGGCUGAAGUUUGCUAUUCGGGUCUGAACUGAAGAGUGAAGUUUUAUUUCACACUCUUCCCAGCUACUUCCAACUCUUCUGAGGAAAACAUCAACACAUCUAGUAUGCCUCUGUCAUGAUUCCAGCUCUGUAAAGCACCAAACCCAUUGUGGUCUUGUUAACAUAAUUAUUCAUUUGGAUAUGGUUUUGAUGGGUCACCUAGCAUAUAUUAUAUUUUCUCUAAUUUAUAAGUCACUAAAUUUUCACUCACUAUGUGAUUUUUUCUUCUUAAAAAAAAAAAAAGCUUGCUUUUUUUUUCUUUUUCUUUUUUAAGCAUUUGAAGUUGAUCAGCUCAAAGGUCCACUUUUCCCACAUGUCACCUGCCACUUCCAUUGGUAGUUUGGGAAAAAUACUCUCCAACAGAGUCUUAUUUUGCAUGCAGUAUUAGGGUCAGAUAUAUGUGUCUUUGGAAAUAUAACUUUCCCUUAAUUUUAUCAUUGAAUUUCUCCAUGAAGCCAUUCUAGCCUGUUUGGAAAAUAGUGAUUAAAAGCACUUCCAAAAUGAACACUUCUCAAGUCAGACUUAAGGGCAGCAACAUCAACAACAACAAAAAUGACAUAUUUCAUACACUCCUGCUUACAGGCAGAUAAAUCAAUGAAACUUGACAACACACGAAACAUUUGAUAACUGCAAAAGUGCUUUAAAAUUGGGCUCUAUGGUGCUUAUACACGUUACAGUUACAGAUGGGAUUCCUAAGACCAUCAGAUGGAAUCUUUAGCUGGUAUGUAAUUACAUACUGAAGGAGGAGGUGCUUUUAGGCUUCUCUUUUAUUUAUUUAUUUUUUUUUUUUUUUUUGGUCAUCUCAAAUAUGCAUCCAUCCAUCCAGUAACGUUAAAUGUCAUAAACUGCUGAGAAACAGGAAAUCAAGUUAAAAGUUUAGAAUGCUUCUGGUUGGGGCAUUUUCACUUGUUGUUAUUGUUGUUGGCUUUAAGACUACUAGUCUGUGAUCAUUUUUUUCAGUGAGUGAGCAUCUAACUGGCAGGUUUUGGUCAUGCAGUUUGCAGUCUCUUGCCCCUGAGACAUAUAAGAUAUCUAGGUUCAUUCUUUCCCCUAAAGAGAAGCCAGUCUCUGAACCAUACCUGUAAAUUUCUGCAACAUUUCUUUUUAGCCAACUAAACUGAGACCCUUAAUGUUUUCUUUAAUGUAAAAUUGUACAUUUUUCAUUGUGAAAUACUUUAUUAAUUUAAAGUAAGUCAUUAGUGCUAAAGCCUUCACUGUCAGUAAUAAAAGAAAGUGGAAAUUUCAAAGUGGUAUUAAAGAUUCUAAUAAUGUCAAUCCAUUCCAAUUCCAAUUCAAUCCAAUGUGGGAAGGAAGAGACCUUGAAUAGUUCUCUAGGGACAAUUUCUCACUUGCCAUUGACAUUAUUCUUUGGUGUACACUCAGAAUAAACAGUAAAAAAUUGACACUGGUUCAAGGUUAGAGUCAUAUCUCCAAUAACUUUUUAAAUUUUUUUUAUUAGGAAGUAAAUAAUAGAUUUUUUUUUUCAUUCUGGCUGAAAGAAAAUUGUUAAGGGAUUAGUUGAGUGUGAAAUUAAAUAGUAUUUUGCUCGUGCAUACUGAAGAGGCAGGUUGGGAACUUGAUGCAUUUAAACAAGUUUCCAAAAGGUUUCAGUUUGGUAAGAGCAAAAAUAACGUUUCCUUUGAAAAGACUGAAGUUAUCAUCGCUGCAUGGAUCAGAUGCCAUAGGUUGGUGUUGAUUUCAGAAUCCUGAUGAAAUAAUGAGUUUCAAACAAUUUGUAAUCAUAAUUAAAGGUGGAAUGAGAUCUGUUCUUUCCUAAUCCUUCGGUUUAAGCUAAUAAAUUGUAGGUUAACGUGCAAUGAAAUCAUCUGUGAUAUAUUAUGUUCAUUUAUCAACUGAGCUUUUUUGAUGUUGCCUGUUUUUAUGUAAAACAUGUUCUUAAAGUUAAUAAAAAUAAUAGCUCUUGGUGUAUGAAUUACUCAUAA
Molecule: messenger RNA, 7759 nt
Organism: Jaculus jaculus (lesser Egyptian jerboa)
Lineage: Eukaryota; Metazoa; Chordata; Mammalia; Rodentia; Dipodidae
Gene: Dclk1
Product: doublecortin like kinase 1
Exons: 18
Coding region: 109-2298 (729 amino acids)
Biological process (GO): photoreceptor cell development; protein phosphorylation; intracellular signal transduction
Cellular component (GO): axoneme; neuron projection
Molecular function (GO): microtubule binding; protein kinase activity; ATP binding
Source: RefSeq, a predicted model, not a curated record